AUGGGUAGCAGCACUCAGACUGGUGCAGCUCCUGCGUCUCGCGGUUCCAAAAACCGUAAACGUCCCCGCGAGGUCAAAGAUGAGAUCAAUAACGAGAUAAAGGAUGAAGAUGAAGAUUCCAGCGCCCUCCCCACUCACUGUCACCGUCGUCGUCGCCAUCGCAACUCUCGUUCUCGCACUCCCUCUCCAUCUCCAAGUCUCGGAGGAAACGAAAACACGCCCGAGGAGGAAGAUAUCUCUCCGGAUGACCUCCCCGCCAACCUCGACCGACACGCAUGCCUGCGCUGUGUCAAAUUUCUUGCUUCCGAACCAGCCUUCGAGUGUGAAUUUCCUGCGCGCUCGAUAAAGUGCACUCGCUGCACCCGUCUCAACAGCAAGUGCGAGCCAAUCCCCGCCUUCGCCGAUGCAGAAGCGCGUCGCAUUCUAAGCCUGCAGACCAAAUACGAACAUUCGCCCCCCUGCGAGGUAGGGAAUCUGCGUGACCGCGUGGUGGCUGCUGCUGAGGCUUUUUCGGUCUCGGUCCGCAUGGAGGCACAGCGCCGCCCGAAAACUCUGAUGGAAAUCAACCUUGCGAUUUUGCGUAGCCAAGAGGAGAUUGUUGUGCUUCUUCGCGGAAUUAAGGCAGAGUUGACUGCCCAGGGUCGGGAAGAGAAAAGGAAGGGGAAGGGAAAGGGGAGAGAUUAG
Molecule: messenger RNA, 684 nt
Organism: Pseudogymnoascus verrucosus
Lineage: Eukaryota; Fungi; Ascomycota; Leotiomycetes; Thelebolales; Thelebolaceae
Exons: 3
Coding region: 1-684 (227 amino acids)
Source: RefSeq, a predicted model, not a curated record